This is a messenger RNA of Callorhinchus milii (elephant shark), 936 nucleotides long. RefSeq names its product homeobox protein Nkx-2.2. The transcript has 3 exons. The record is from RefSeq and is a predicted model, not a curated record. Gene Ontology annotation, cellular component: nucleus. The coding region runs from base 90 to 905 and encodes 271 amino acids. Gene Ontology annotation, biological process: cell differentiation; regulation of transcription by RNA polymerase II. NCBI's taxonomy places the organism in Eukaryota, Metazoa, Chordata, Chondrichthyes, Chimaeriformes, Callorhinchidae. Gene Ontology annotation, molecular function: DNA-binding transcription factor activity, RNA polymerase II-specific; RNA polymerase II cis-regulatory region sequence-specific DNA binding.
AAGUGACUGCAUCACUCAGCCCUCUGCAGCUUGCACCAGCGGAUUGCAAUACUGGUGCUGAAACUUUCCUGCAUAAAUUUGGCCAGAAUAUGUCGUUGACCAACACAAAGACGGGCUUUUCAGUAAAAGACAUCUUGGACCUCCCCGACACCAAUGAUGAGGAAAGCUUGUUAGCAGACGCAACGGAGGAAGAUGUGGAACCUGCAGAAACAGCCAAAACUUCGGGGAUUGUGGAGCAAAGUGCCCUGCCUCUGAAGAACCCCUUUUACGACAACAGUGAUAAUCCAUACACGCGAUGGCUAGCGACCACAGAGAGCAUCCAGUAUUCAUUGCAUGGACUAUCAGCCAGCGCCACCCAACAGCAGAACUCCAGCAAAUCCUCGGAGCCUUCGGCGGACGAAUCGCAGGAUAAUGGCACGGAAACUUCCAGCAACGGUAGCGAAUCCGGUAAAAAGAGAAAGAGGAGGGUGCUUUUCUCCAAGGCUCAGACUUACGAACUGGAGAGGCGUUUCAGACAACAGAGGUACCUGUCAGCGCCCGAGAGAGAGCAUCUGGCCAGCCUCAUCAGACUGACUCCCACCCAGGUAAAAAUCUGGUUCCAAAACCAUAGGUACAAGAUGAAGAGGGCCAGAGCCGAGAAAGGUAUGGAUGUGAACCCACUCCCCUCUCCGAGGAGGGUUGCUGUGCCAGUGUUAGUAAGGGACGGAAAACCCUGCCAUGCCAGCAUGGUGACGAACACUCUCAAACCUCAGGACUUGGCUGCGGCCGCCUUCCAGACUGGUAUCGCCUUCCCCGCCUACACCGCACAGUCCCUACAGCACAUGCAGUACAACUCUCAAUUUAGUUCUCUAAGUCCCCAGUACCACACACACCCGCUGGUGCAAUCGCAGCAAUGGACUUGGUAAAUCCUCGUCAAAGGAAUGUUUUGAGGAAGGG